Branchiostoma floridae (Florida lancelet) is the source of this 2099-nucleotide messenger RNA. Its product is annotated as shootin-1-like. The transcript has 7 exons. The coding region runs from base 156 to 1073 and encodes 305 amino acids. The record is from RefSeq and is a predicted model, not a curated record. Lineage: Eukaryota; Metazoa; Chordata; Leptocardii; Amphioxiformes; Branchiostomatidae.
CCGGUAUGUGCGUGUCCCGGAUGUCUCGCGAGUUCUCGUCAAAAGCGUCUGCAGAUCUCGCGAGAUAACAUACUAGAUUCUGAUUGGCUAUCAACUGAGCGCAGAAUUUUAAAGUUUGUUGAUGCUGCUCCUGUGCAAAUCUACAAGGUUUGAGAAUGGAGCUCCUGGACGAAUUUGACCCCGCCCUGCCCAUGGGUGCACACUACUGCAGUAACAAGCUCACAGCUGAGGAGUACGAACAACAGGGGUCAGAGGCUACCAGACAGGCACUGAUGGAACUGCAGGAGACAAUGAAGCAGAACCCAGAGCUGUACAGACAGGUUCUGGGGAAGAAGAGAAUAGAUGAGGGGAAUGUCUUCUCCAAACUCAAGGGGAAACUGAUGACAGCUGUGAAGGGGGACGAAUAUGGGAGGGAGAAAGUCACAGAGUUGGAAACUCAAGUGAAGAUGGCUGAACUGCACGAGGAGAUGUUUAAAGUCUAUGAAUAUGCACAAGAGGAAAGAACUAUGACCAGAAAGUCCAAGAGACUGGCAGAAAAAAGAGCAAAGAAGGUCAAAGAGCAGCCAACCACUCCUGAGAAGUCAGCUUCCAGUGAGGGGGAUACCUACACUACACCACCCCAGUUUGUCCCCCCACCCCCUCCGCCAUACCCCCCUCCUGUACUGGGUACACCCAUGGCUCUCAGGGAGAGGACCAACAUGCAGUCAACUCCUGCACCUGCUGCAAUUGCAAAGAAAAAGACAUCAGACAAAAAUGGGCUGAUGCAUGGCUCCAGCACUUCCAUCAACAGUGUCCACUCUGAGCUGCUUGCCUCCAACCAGAUGCUUCGGCUUAGACCUACAAGGGUUAAACGAUCUCCAGGUGGCACUCCGUACUACCGCCCCAGACACGCCCGCCCCAAGCUGAAGGCUGUGGAGAUGUCGUACGACAGCGUCAGCAGCUUCAACCUCAGCAGCCCCUUCAGCCUCUUCAACUGCUCCCUGCUGCAGAAGUUCCGCAAUGCCCGCAGUCCUGCCAGCCCUGCAGACAACGUACCGGACUCCCCUCACAGCCCUGCGAACUUCUCUCCCUGAAUCCUCAACUCAAACUGUCAUUGUACAUACACAACUUUUUUCUGUCUUAUCUUUGCACUCAGUCUGUACAAUUUGAUUCAAUUUGAUUUACCUAAUGUAAAUGCAUUUACUUUUGCAGUGGUUUUAUAUUUUGUGGUUGAAACAAUUACAAAACACCUAAUCGAGGCAUCAUGGCUUUGCAGUAAAGGUCACGACAAAAAUGAACCACUGCAAAUACUUCAAGGUUCAUGGUAUGAAUUACAGUAUACCAAUCAUACUCUAUAUUCGGUCAUAAUUUCUUAACCUUUGUCUUUGACAUUCUAUGUUCCUGUCGUAAUAUUUCAAUAUUGUUUGGGGGAACUUGUCCCUGAGAGAGAGAGAGAAGUGUGCAGGUGGUGUUCUACCACUGUACACAAAUAGCUGUUAGCUAGUGUAAUGGAUAGCUAACUUUUUAUAAUUUUGUUAUGUAAUACCAAUGUAAUCUCAGGUUUAACUUGGUAACAUUCCAAAAACUGAACAAAGGAUCAUGUAAAAGAGUUCACUGUAAAUAUAGCAUCUUCCACACAAGGGUAUAGAAGGAAAAGAAGGCAUGCCAAGAUUAUAUUUUCAAAUAGAUUCUACGUGAAACUGCAAGUUAUGAUACACUGUAAUAACAAAAGUGGAAAUAUAGUGCUGAAUGCAAACAUAAAUCAUGAUUGUAAUAAGUUUAAUACCUGGUAGAUGUAUUUCUAGCAUUUCUUUGCAAAAGCAAAAUCUACCGUUAAUUGCUUAUUUUUUUGUGCUUAUUUCCUCCUUAGAUAUUCUAAUAAUCAAGUAAUAGAGCCCAUUCCGAGUCAACGAGAGGGAUUCAUCUACUUGCAUAUCAGAUAAGUUAUUAUAUUCCUACUACAUUUUGUAUUAAACUCUAUACUGUACAGUAUACAUCAUCUGUAUUACUGUGUUUAACAGAUCUGGCAUGUAAAAUGAUACCAAAGAAACUGAAGCAAUAUAGCCUUCUGCCAUAUAUGUCAUAUAAUAUGCUAAAAUAAAAUAAUGCUGUAAUAUCAA